Molecule: messenger RNA, 9323 nt
Organism: Acanthaster planci (crown-of-thorns starfish)
Lineage: Eukaryota; Metazoa; Echinodermata; Asteroidea; Valvatida; Acanthasteridae
Gene: adgb
Product: androglobin
Biological process (GO): proteolysis
Molecular function (GO): heme binding; calcium-dependent cysteine-type endopeptidase activity; oxygen binding
Source: RefSeq, a predicted model, not a curated record
GAUCGGCUGAGCAAACACAGAAUGCCUUUGUGUGUCGCCUUGGUACACAGGAAGGAGUUUUCCGAAACCCUCCCCACACACAGCUUUGCUCUGUGGUAUGACUGGCUAUAUUUGCUUCCUUCGACGAUUGCCCAACAACAUGGUAAAUGCUAUCUUAAUCACUAGGGCCACUUCAAGCUUUUGAUGUCCCUAUGACCAGAAGUCAGCGAGAUCAGAUCGUGGGAACAAACCGAGACAGGCACGGGUUACCUUCGAAGCUUCAGCACGGUAAAGGCAGGAGGCUUCAUUUCAGACUUCGGCAACUUCACACCAUCGAUUAACAACCAGUGUACCACAACUGGAAAAAAAAAACAUCGAUGAAGUCAAAGAAGUGGAUGUCUACUGAUGUCGAACUAACAGCUUUCGGACACACCUGCAUGAUUCAGUAUGAUUCCGGCAAGAAGGCCUGAACGACGUAUUGGCAACACAACUUUUAAUUAGACUAUUUAAAUUGCAACGAUCGAAUUGGAAGAGACUCCGCAUAACUGGUGAAUUUUGCGAGGCCAAUUGCAAAUUGUUACUAAGUGCUCAACAAAGUAAACAUGAUCAUUGAUUGAGACAUCAAAGAAGCCAACCAUAUAGUUUGCUUUUAUUGAGAAGUACCUUACCGGUGGGAGUUCCAGACAUCUUUUGUGUGUUCUCUUUGCAGACCUAAGAAUUCCACGCUCCCCCCCGAGGCGAGGAUUUUUGCUCUAUUUGUAUACUCUUUAAUACGCCACAUUCUGAAGACUUAACUUCUUGUUUGUAAACUUCAUGUAAACAGAUGCUUCACUGGCAACUUCUUGGCCGUUUGCUCUUUUUGCCAAUUAACUGGUGGUUUCAUCAACUUAGCCCAAGAACUCACAUUGUCGGAUCGUCUUAUUUUGAACUUCAUAAAGCAAUGCCCCCUCAAGGCAAUUAAUCGAGAAGGAACCUGCACCUCCGAAGUCAUAAACGGUGAAACUGAGCCUGUCUUAAGUUACGUGUGUACUGAAUUUCAAAGUGAACAAUUCAAGGAAACAACGACGGGCAGAAGUAAUCGACCACGUGAGGAGUGAUAUUCAAGUGGAAAAUUUUGUUGGUUAUACCAAGUUACGGUCAUCAAACUCCGGCAGGGGUAACUCGAUCAAGCAACCGUUUACCAAAUCUACAAGCGCCCGCGUGCUCCGACACACAUUUCUCCAUUCGCGACUGCAAGAAAAUCUUGUUUAUAUGUUGGACAGAAGAGAGUUGAUUUUUCUUUACUGGCCCUGUCAAUAGAACGCCUGUUUAGGAGAAAUUUGAGAGAUUUCUGCGCAGUCUGAUAUUCUGUUUACAGACAGGGACAUAGAUGUACAGUGUAUACGUAAAAAAAUGUACAGCUACUAGUGAAUGCAGCAGCGCACUUGGACAACCCCUUCGAAAGUUUUUCGUAAGUUUGAUCGCAGCUACACAAAAGAAACGCAAAACAAGAUGCAUUGCACGUAGGAUUCCCUCUACGUAUUGUGACUGUACAAAAAGGCAUAUAUGAUUUCGAAAGAAACAGGUCUGCCCUGAAAUUCUUUUCCAAAGAUGUCACGAGCUCGCGAUCGCCGAGGAGCGCUCGUCCGCACUCCAACAACCCAGAACCUCCUUGGGUCUUUCCCGUCGGGGCUUGCUCCAGGCACCGCCUACCACCGUGAAGUCACCUACCCAAACCUUCCGCUUACUCUGGAUGAGAUCUACGACCGAGCAGCUAAGUACACCGACAAACUCCUGGCCCGACCGGUGUUUUACCUGGACAAUGAGGACGGUGAUGAUGCCUCACCGGCGGCUCCGCCUGUACCACCGUCCGGCGCGGCUCAACGUGCCCGGCUGGGGCGACAACAGUCGUCUGAGAAGCGGAUGUCUCUGGCUACAUCCCCUUUUCCCGGUGCUUCUCAGGCUGAAGAAAGCAUCAAGAGGCCGGGUUAUGACCGCCGUCGAACGACAGGAUUACCUGGAAGUUCUUUGGACGGGGUGGCUCGGCGACUGUCUGGGCCAGGGUCUGAGAAGGGUUAUGUGCUGCCUGGCGUCCACGAGGGGCGUAGAAGCGGGAUGGGAAAUUCCAAUGUACCACCUUCGAUCGCUGAAGACGAGGCUGCAUCCAUUGCUGCCAGUGUGGUUGGCUCGCAGGAAGGAAGGAAACAAAAACUAGUCAUCUGGCCAGAAUGGAACGAUACGGACGUUAAUGCAGAAAAAUGGGACGCACCGCACAAAGGGAAAGAAAAGGAGAAAGGCAAAAGUCCGAGCAGCAUGCAACACUUUUUUGAUGACCCCGAGGGUCGCAUCGAGAUGCCGCCUUCUCUCAGGGCACGUGUUGACCACUUCCUGAGGCCGCAGGACUUCAUAACGGACAAGAUGCCAGUCAUUUAUGACCCAGACAAUGGGAUGGACUUUGAUUUGCUUAGUGCCAACUCGCACAUCAAUGACUGCGAGACAAUGCGUUGGAUCAUCAGCCAGAUUACAAGCCUAUGGCGUGUCUCCAUUGCCGACCGUAAUGAGCCGGAGACCUCCACCAUGUCAGUCGUUGGGGGCGUAGCCCGUAACUGGCGUCCCUGGGACCACAUUUUUGCCCUGUGUCGGGUGGGGAAGGGGCCUCAUCAACCCCAGUACAACCCCCACGGCAAGUACAUUGUCAGACUCUACUGGAUGGGUUGCUGGCGUAAGGUUACAAUUGAUGACACUAUCCCAUUUGAUGACAACGGCAAUAUGCUACUGCCAGCAACCACGCUACAGCAUGAGCUCUGGCCGAUGCUUCUCAGUAAAGCCCUCAUCAAAGUCAUCUCAUUAGAUUAUGCUGCUGGGAGUAGUAGCUGUGAGUUUGGUGAUGUGAGUGUGAUCCAUGCAUUGACAGGCUGGCUACCAGAGACCAUACCUCUUCAGAGGUUGUACCAAAAGAUGAAGCACGCUCUGCUGACUAAGGCAGAUAUGUUGGAAGAAUUGAUCCCUGCUGGAGGAACGUGUAACACGCUUGGCAGUGAUUGGAAAGUCCAGGAUUUUCAGAUGGUGUUUUGUCAGCCACGAGAACAGGAUUACAUUGGAGGGUACGGCCAUCUUGACAAAGUCUGGCUCCUGCUGAAGCAACUCCUACCUGAGUUCAAACUGCCGGAUCCCGAGGAGCAGAUGAAAGAGGCAGAUGCCGAAGGAGCAGGCAAAAAGGACUGCAAGUCAGAUGAGGUGUCCUCGACGACAAAAGAAUCUCGCAAAGAGGAUAAGCCAGGAAAAGAAGGCAAAAGUGAUAAAUCAGAGAAAGGAGGCAAAGAAAGUACCCACAAGGAGCACAAGGACGAUAAAAAGGACAAGAAAGACAAAGACAAGGAGAAAGACAAACGACCAAUUGACAAGGAAGGGCUGUUAGACAAGGACCAACCUACCCCCGUCAUACCUGAGACACCUCAGGUAGCUGUCUUUGUCAGCUACCAACAUCCUCCUAAAGUACCCAUCAGAAUAUCCGUGCUGGGAGAAAUGGCUGAUGCGUCUGAGCGUCUCAGGCAAGCCGGCUUGUCCCACGUCAACCCCCAUCCUUUACUCAUUACUCAAACCCGCUCAUGUCCCCUAGUGGCUCCCCCGCCACCUCCUAAGAUCCCUGCCUGGAAGAUGAUACGACCCAAGAAGAAGAAAGUGGCACCCACAGAUGAAGCAGCAGAGUUGGAAGUCAAGAAACCAGAGCAGUUUGUUCAGUUGACCUCACCAUAUGUCAACUACAGAGUCAGUCCGAUACCCAUCCCAACAGAUAUCAAACGUCCGAGGUCAUCCUUGUCCCGAGGUGGUUCUCGCACUGGUCGGGCUUCAUCCUGCAUGCUGGAGAUUCACGAGGUGGAUGAGAACGCCCCGGAGAAGUCAGAAGAAGAAGAGGCCAAGGCCGAGGAGGAACGCAAGGCUGCCCAGGAGCAGAAGAGACUGCAAGAGAUGAGCAUGAAGUCAGAGACCAGAGAAAGUCUCUUCUCUGAGAAACCACCUGAUGGCAUAUCACCAGUGCCCACCACCUGUACCUCUCCGAACAGUCGCCGUAAGACGUCAGCUGUCGUUAAACGUGUUGACAAUAAGAGCCCCAAAGUUGAAAACGACAAAGAGAAGGAGAAGAGUGUGAGCCCAACUCGGAAGAAGUCAGCCCGCAAGGUCAGCAAAGGUUCUGACAAGACUCCUGGCAAGGCAGAACCUAAGGUAGUUGUCAAGGAAACCAAGGUAGAAACCAAGGAGACCAAAGAGAAAGAAUCCUGUGAUAAAUCCGAGCUAGGUUCUUUGAAGCCGGGGGAUGAAAUGACCGAUACCGUAUCGGUGGUCACUGGGGCAGGGGAGGGACUUGGAUCGACAAUGGAGGGGGAGGCAGGAAGUGCUGAACUGCCCAAAGAGGAGGUCAAAGUUGAGAAGAUGGUGCCCAAGGAUAUCUGGAUGGACUUUGAAGAUUUCUGCAAGUGCUUCAAGACUUUGUACAUCUUCCACAAGCCUGCUACCUACUUGUGCAACCACCGAGUGUCAGACCUCAAGAAACUGGACAAAUAUCUCAAAAACAUACAGCUGUUUCUUCAAGUUCCCAAGGGUGUCCAGCCCGCCGGUAGCAAGAAGUCUGCUGCCCCUGGUGGGCCAAACCCUAGUGCCUCCAUGACGUCACAGACUCCGGCUAGGAUUCCCUUCAGUCCUUCGCCGCAGCAUCACGAGAAGGACAAGACUCCGUUGGAUGACAGAGCGCCACACUAUUUCUUUGUGGAUAACUUGGAGACCACCGAGAUCAUUGUGAGCUUCUCCGCCUUGUCUCGGUGGUUUGACCCUCCACUGGAGCCCCCAAAGACCUCCCACAGCUCCACCCGAGAGAAGGACAAACACAAGGAUGCGGAGUCAGUGGCUGGAUCGAGCAGUGUAGCAGAUGGCGUUGCUGUGACAAAGGAACCUGCCACACCCAACGUUCCUGGUCUCUUGGUGGCCGAGCCAUAUUCCUGGAAGAGCCUGGUUGUAGGUCAGCCAAUCCUACGCAUCCGUACCACCUCCACCAAAGCUGCUGCCCUCACGCUGCCCCCUGGCAGGCACGUCCUGCGUUUCACCAUGAGCGCUCCCCUGGGUUACCAUGUCCACCUGUGCUCGACUGUACCGUUCGUUUAUGGAGAUGAGGAAACUGUGAUGACCCAUCUAGUCAAGGAAAGCUGUCGUUUUGUGGACCAUGCCAACCAGUUGAUGAGAGCCAUCGGUAACGUCAUUCAACAGAUGGAUAAUGCAGAAGCACUGAAGGAAACCAUGACGACCAUGAACAACCUUCACUGCCCUGUCUGGAAGGACAGGCUGUCUGUCCUCCACAACUUUGAUGUUUUUGGAGAAGCCAUAUUUCUGACCCUGCGCAAGGCCUUCGGGGAGAAUUUCUCCACUGAGGUGGCUUAUGCCUGGAAAGUCUUCACACUGGAUGUCAACUCCAAGACAAUAUCUGGCAUCAGCUAUGCCGGCAGUAGACCAGAUGAAGUUGCUGCACAUGAGACCACAGCUACCGCCGCUUCCAGAAAGUCUGCCAAACUCAAGAAACGUGAAGUGCCAGAAACAUGGCAGAACAGAGAACCCACUGAGGAUGAGAUGGACGCAGUCACUAUCAUUGCUAAGCAUUGGAGGGGGUACUUUAUCCGUAAGAUACGAGCCUCAAGAAUGCCAGGGUCUGAUGAGAACCUACAAGCCAAGGAACAGCUGUUAAAAGUCUGGACAACCUUGGAGGCCAACUUGGAACAAUAUGCAUUGCAUCUCUUCAGGACCAUGUUCAAAAUUGACCCUGAAAUGAUGCCAGAUUUCCCCUUCUACCAGGACGAAUGGAACCGCAUAUCUUACGUGGAUUUCCAAGGCACCUACCAGGAACAACCCGCCAACUCCUGGUUUGUUGUCUUCAGGGAUGUGUUUUAUGUACAGGAACCAAUGUUGGUUGUUCCAAAACUUUAUGUGUCUAUUCCAACCUGCAUGCUGAGAGUCAUUGAUAACGAUACUGGUGAAGAAAUUCCAAGGGUCUUCCAGCGUGUGGCGCCAUAUGAAUACAAACAUAACAAGAGAGGAUACACUUUUGUGGCGGAGGCCCGCACCAUUGACCUGCCACUCCCCAGUGGGAAGUGGAGAAUGCGCCUGAUUGGUUCAUCUAACCCACUACCCCAGCCCAGCCGGGAUCAUCUCAACAGCAACUUCAUCGUCCGGGAGAUCAGGGAUUAUUACAUCCCUAACAAAGAGGACAUUAUCAUGAGGUACGUUGUCAAGCCGCAGGAGGACCACGUGGCUAGCAUCCAGUUCAGCACAUCCAAGCCUGAUGUCUACGUCAGCUUGCAAGUUUUGGAUCAUGAGGAGGAGAUGGUCCACACCACGGGCAAAGGGCACGCCGUCAUCCCUGCCUUCACCUUCCAUCGUGACAAAGAGCCGGGAGAGGAGGAAGAGAGGCGAUCUGGGAGUAGAGUCUCUGUCCUUGGUCGAGGGACCAAGCCUCAUCACGGUAGCUCUUCCAGUCUCAAUUCCACCAGGAAACGUCAGCCCUCAGCCAGCAGCCAUGAUGGCCGAGCUUCGAGAGCUAGUAGAGGAUCAGCUGAUAGAUUUGAGGACGGAGGUGAUGAGGCAGAGUUCAGGCCUCAUAAGUACAUCAUCCAGGCUAAAGUACUGCGUAAGAGCUGGCCACUGUCUGAGAGUAGCUGGGCAUUUGUACAGGUGCUGAAGGAACUGGAGAAAAAUGAUCUGAAAGCUUACGCAACAACCUUCUCAACGUCCACCGCGUUAUUCAGGGAUUAUCGCAUGGGGGAAGACCUCGAGAUGGACGUGACAUCAGACAUGAUCACUGACCGACCACAGAAGAGCAAACGAGCCAAUAAGGAGCGGCCUGCCUCUCCAGGCAAGGAGGGGGGUAAAGGUCCCGCCACUAAAGGGGAGAAGAAGGGCAAAGGCAAAGACAAAGGGAAGGACAAGGAUAAAGAUAAAGACAAAGGGAACACGUCUCGACCGCCGUCGCAGCAGUUUGACUUCACGAAGCCGAACUGGACACUACGGGUGGUACUGGAUCAAACACCAACAGAGGAGGUAGAGAUCAAGCGAGACACGGAGCGACAGGAUGAGAUCCGUGCCAUGAAGCAAGCCUGGGAGGCAGCCGAGCCGGGCCGGGCAGCCAAGGCCCAGGCUGCCAGGGAGAGAUUCCUCAAGGAGCAUCUCAUCAAGGUGGAGAUGGAAGAAGAUGGAGAAGAGAAGACAGACCAGGAGGCAGAAGUUGGGCCUCCUCAGACCCCAGCCUCAGAAAGUGAACACCCACCCUCAGAAGCUGUUCUAACAAAUGAGCCUCCUCCCCCACCCCCACCUAAGGAAAUCCUGCGGACGGUAGACCUCACACCUUACAUCAGACCGGCCAAUUUCACCGGCAAGCCACGCCUCAAGGACGAGGUGGAGAUUGAGAGGCAGACACAGGUCAAGCAAGAGGAAGUGCGGAGAUACCGCGCCUUCAGGGAUGCUGUGAUGGAAGCCAGAGAAGAGGAUAAACGAGACAGGAAUCAGACCAAAGAGAGACAGCUGCAGAAAUGCAUUGAGCUCCAGACUUCCUUAGAUGAGCGCCGUCUUCAGAUCAAUGAGCCUCGGGAGGCUUUCCGUCAGAAAUUCCUGGAGGCCGAGAGGAAACGUCUGGAAGAGAUUGCCGCGGCUGAGGCGGCGCUGAAAGCCGAGCAGGAGAGGAAGAGAUCGCCGUCUCCGAAGGGUCGCAAAAGCCCCAAGGGCAAGAAAAGUCCUAAUAAAAAGGGAGGAAAGAGUGCCAAAGGAAAGAAAAAGUAGAUGUUACAGCAUUCAGAGGGGAAGAAACACAGAUAAACACCUGUUGACUGUUUCCUUAGUAACCCGCAAGACCUCUCUAGGACGUCUAACCUGUUCCGUCCAGUAUACUUUAUGUGAAGAUUACAAUUUGGCAAACAGUCUUUUGGAAGCCAAACAAAGUGGUUAUGAAAUGUUAAGUAUUUUAACUGGCAUUCCAAAAAUAAUUCCAGAUACAAAGUGUGUGAAUUUAUUCUGUUCUUUUGUCUAUAUAUAUUAUAUAUACAUACCAGUGAACCAGUCUUGCGUAUUCUUGUAUGUAUUUGUUUUAUACAACAAAAUUUGUUAUUACGAAAAAGUCAGUUGGAAAGUCUGAAAUUAUAACUAUAACUAUUGAACAUAGGCAAAAAACAUUCUACGAAUAGAAGACUCAAUAUCAUACUGUUUGGGUUGAAAUAAAAAAACCAUCCCUUUGCACAUGGUACAGUCCAACCACCCCAGGAAGAUUUGGACUGGUCCAGUGAAGUCAUGUUUCUGUAUUGUUCAGUGUCCUUUCUUAUUCGUGCUCAGUGUUGCAUCCUGACCAUGAAUCCCUAAUUCAUGCCAGAUAUGUGGCAUUUACAUGAAUCAUUUCUUUACAAAGGAUAAAGGUUCUACACUCUACCCGGUCAAAACCGUGAGACAGCUCCAAACAUUAGGAGGGUGUGGUCCACAGUACACUCAGACAUUGAGAAGCUGGAAACAAAUUGGUGGUUUGCUUGCCGAUAAGAGUUGGCCCACCAAAAUAAAGUAAGUUGGGUCUUCUUUUUCAGUGGGCAACGUAUUUGUAUUUAUACCUGUAGAUGUAUUUGUCGCCACUGCCUUGAGUUUUCUGAGACUAGUGACAAUAUUGUGCCCCACUUACUGUGCCUCUUGGCAGAAUCAAUCUGCAGUAUGUACAUUGUAAUUCAGAGAAAAUGUUUGAAAUGAGAAUUUCAUGUUUGGGAAGCUGUAUUUCUGUUUCUUUCAUGCCAAAUGUUGUAACUCAAAGCACGACUGCAUCCAGAAUGAAUUUCAGCAUAACACCAUUUUCACAAGGAAACGGUGUUGUUAAAAGGAGCCAAGACCAAGUCAGGGCAUGAAUUUUUGUUGUAAAUUAACAUGUAAUAUUGAAGAAACUGUACACAGUGUUAAUUACAUGCUGUUUCUAUUCCGUCCCGUUUUGUAUUUCCAAUUUUUUUCUCUCCUCUUAUUUUCUCUCAAGGCAAUGUUUACAUUUUCUCUAAUAGAGGGCCUUACGUGGAGCACCUUCACAGAGGACAGGUCUUUGUUCUUAUAGUAUUUUUUGUCAUCUAAAUUUAAAUAAAAAAACAUGUGCUCUGUGAGGGCGCUCCACGCAGGCCCUCUAUUGUAAACAGAUCAGUUUUGAUCUGUUUUAAGACUCACUGGAUUGUGGUUUAUGUUCUUUUAGGAUUGAUAAGCAUUAAUUUAUACAGCACUCGGCACUGAAAGAGUGAAGUUUCCUUUUGUAACAGUUUUAAGCAAAGCCUCUAACUUUACAGUUUCGUCUGUGUGAAUAAAAUAAAGCUGAACAA